Molecule: messenger RNA, 1828 nt
Organism: Sinocyclocheilus grahami
Lineage: Eukaryota; Metazoa; Chordata; Actinopteri; Cypriniformes; Cyprinidae
Gene: eno4
Product: enolase 4
Exons: 11
Coding region: 13-1572 (519 amino acids)
Biological process (GO): glycolytic process
Cellular component (GO): phosphopyruvate hydratase complex
Molecular function (GO): phosphopyruvate hydratase activity; magnesium ion binding
Source: RefSeq, a predicted model, not a curated record
AACCAAACAAACAUGUCAUAUAAAGCAUUCUUGAACCAUAGCAAAGUAUCAAAAGAGGACCAGGAGUUUUACGACUUGAAGAACAAAGCCGCAGAGUAUUACAGGUCCAACGGGGUCCCGCAGAAGAUAGAAAACGUCCUGAACGAGAUGUUUUGGCAGAAGCCGGAUGAUAUCUAUGGUUAUCUGGCGAACUAUUUUUCCAGGCUCUCCUAUACUCCUGUGAUUAGUAAAAUCAUCGGAAGAGAGGUGUUUGACGGAAGAGGAUUGACAGCAGUUCAGACCCAAGUGUACUAUAUCAUCAGAAAUGAGGAAAAGGUGGUGUGCAGUGCAGUGAUGAGUGGCCCUAGUGAUGGUCUGGAGGCUGAUGGUGUGGCAGAGUCAGGGGAGGCAUUUUCUGACAGCAACCAGCAACGUCUGUCUAUCACAACAGCUCUGAAGUGGAUCAGAGAGCAUCUCAGUCCAAUGCUGCAAGGCUUCAACCCCACUGAUCAAACCAAUGUAGACAAACUACUCAGUGAUUUCUUCAUGGCACGUUACCUGGAGCACAAGGACAGUCUUAACAUAGAGAAGGAGGAUGAGCUGAGGAUUGAAUCAGUGCCUGAGGCUCCGCCCCAGGCCACUCCCACACCUGCACCUACCAAAGACAAGAAAGGAAGUGAUAAAGGUAAAAAAGGAAACAGCACAGAGAAGCCCCUCCCUCCUGCAGAGACCCCAGUGCCACAGCUGCCAGGAGCUACGGCAGUGGGUGUGGUUUCUUUGGCUGUGGCAAAAACUGCUGCCAGACUUCUAGGAGAACCCUUAUACCGACAUAUCACAUCAGUCAGAGUCCCGCAGCCUAUAGGUGUAACAGAAGAGGGGGCAUUACAGGUGGGGUUUGAACGUCCCGAACAGGUUCUUGAUCUGGUCACAGAGGCAUGUGCUAACCUGGCAUUGCCUCUGGGUUCAGACCUGCGCUUGGCUAUAAACUGUGCAGCACACGGCCUGAUGGACUAUUCUUGUGGGAGGUAUGAGGUGAUGUCUGGCUGUCACAAAUCCCCAGAUGAAUUGGUGGACAUGUACGAGGGUCUGAUUAAUAAAUAUCCUGCUAUCACAUCCCUCAUUGAUCCUUUCAGGAAAGAGGAUGUAGAUCAGUGGGAGAGACUGGCUUCAGUGAUUGGUCAGUCAUGCUGCCUGAUUGCAGAUGCUGCAUCCAAUCGCUGUCCUCGCUGGAGUGAAGUGAAACCCCUCCCACCUGGGGUCACCAGGGUCAUUAUUAGGCACCACAGUUAUAUGACCAUCUCUGACCUUAUAAAAAGUAUAGCAGAGCAGAAAGAUGCAGAGACGGUCCUGGCUGCAGGCAGUGGUGAUACAUCAAUUGUUGACCUGGCUGUAGGGUCAGGUGUGUCCUUUCUCAAACUGGGUGGGUUGAGAGGAGGAGAGCGAAUGGACAAAUACAAUCGUCUGUUGGCAAUAGAAGAGGACCUGGAGCAGGAGGGGAUCCUGGGUGCUAGAGAAAAAAAACAGCCUCUCUCAGAUCUUUCCGAAACACUUAACUCCGGAAGCGGCUGUGACUCUGUGACCAUCUCUACUUGAUGUGACUUCAUCUCCUGUCUGUCUGCCUGACAUUAUCACAGUAGGGUUUGUCUGACCUGACUGUAUGACAUCUAAACGCAUAUUAAUUACAAUUCACAUCAAAAUAUCUUUUUAGUGCAAGAUUGUAAACAUGUGAAUUGACUCAUCAUAUGCACCAUAUUUCUAUGUGAUAUGCUUUAGUGCUUAUAGAUGGUUUAAACAUUAAAAACAUUAUUAAAUAAACAAACAUGUUUUUAUAUAAAGCCCACCCACAAUU